Molecule: messenger RNA, 2112 nt
Organism: Cannabis sativa
Lineage: Eukaryota; Viridiplantae; Streptophyta; Magnoliopsida; Rosales; Cannabaceae
Product: dol-P-Man:Man(6)GlcNAc(2)-PP-Dol alpha-1,2-mannosyltransferase
Exons: 10
Coding region: 133-1860 (575 amino acids)
Biological process (GO): protein N-linked glycosylation
Cellular component (GO): endoplasmic reticulum membrane
Molecular function (GO): alpha-1,2-mannosyltransferase activity
Source: RefSeq, a predicted model, not a curated record
UGUUAGAAAAUAGAAACCAUUUUUGAAUUUGGGUUCAUUUCAUCUUACUUCUCAACAAAGCAAAGAACCAAUUUUUCCUCAACCGGACCGGCGUUGAUUACCACCGUCACCGUCAAAAUUUGAGCUUCAAUCAUGGCUCUCUCCACAAGGCAAAGAAGACCUUUACUCUCCGAUCCAUCUUCAUCAUCAUCUUCUCCAUCAUCUUCUUCGUAUUCAAAGGAUCAUAAGCCUGGAAAAUCGGAGCUGAAAGAAGAAGUCGAUAAAGGUUUGAGCUGGGCUUUGCCGUUGUUUGCUUUAGGAAUGUUAAGGUACAUGAGCGCCACAUCGAACAUCAUACACGAUUGUGAUGAGGUCUUUAACUAUUGGGAGCCUCUUCAUUACCUUCUCUACAAAUUUGGGUUUCAAACUUGGGAAUACAGCUCUCAGUUUGCGCUUCGGUCAUAUUUGUAUAUUCUCUUCCAUGAGUUGGUUGGUCGACCUGCUACUUGGCUGUUUAGUGAGGACAAAGUAAGGGUAUUCUAUGCUGUCAGAAUCUAUCUCGGUAUCCUCUCUGUUAUCACAGACACCGUUCUAGUGGUAGCUCUAUCAAGAAAGUACGGAAAGCGCCUUGCUUCUUACACACUUGCUAUGCUGUGCUUAACCAGUGGUUGUUUCUUCGCUAGCACUAGUUUCUUGCCUAGUUCAUUUUCGAUGUAUGCCAUCUCCUUAUCGUCGGGUUUGUUUCUUCUCGAUAAACCGGCUAUGUCAGUAGCAGUUGCAGCCAUCGGUGUAAUCCUAGGCUGGCCUUUCUCAAUUUUAGCUUUUCUACCAGUGACUAUCUUCUCUUUAACCCGAAAAUUCAAACAAGUGUUUGUUGCUGGAGCUAUCACCUCUGUUGCACUUCUCGCAUUAUCACAACUUGUGGAUCACGUCUACUACGGGAAAUGGACAUCAUCCGUCUUAAAUUUGAUGCUUUACAAUGUUGUCGGAGGUGGUGAAAGCCAUUUGUAUGGAACCGAAGGGUCGCUUUAUUAUCUUAGGAAUGCAUUUAACAACUUUAACUUCUGCUUUGUUCUUGCAUUGCUGUUUGUGGUAAUAUUGCCCAUUGUAAAGGAGAAGUACACCCCUGACUUGCUAAUUGUGGUCUCUCCACUAUAUAUCUGGUUGGCAUUUAUGUCCUUGCAGCCACACAAAGAAGAAAGGUUCCUUUAUCCUAUAUAUCCACUUAUCUGUGUUGCUGCUUCGGCUGUCAUUGAGAGCUUUCCUGAUUUUUUCCGAGACAAAUACGAUCCCCAUAGAAAUUCUCUACUUGUUAUGAUAGCCAAACUUCUCAGACCGGUAGUACUCGGCCUCAUUUUAUGUGCUUCACACGCUCGCACAUUUUCUUUAAUCAAUGGCUAUUCUGCUCCCCUAGAGAUUUACAAGCUUUUGGAGCACCAUGAAGAUGUUGGAACAGGUGCUGUACUCUGUGUUGGAAGUGAAUGGCAUCGGUUCCCAUCAUCAUUUUUCGUUCCCAAAUAUAUAGGAGAAGUUAGAUGGAUUGAUGACGGUUUUCGAGGAUUACUUCCAUUCCCAUACAAUUCCACCCUUGGUGGAACUGCUGCAGCACCGCCAUAUUUCAAUAACAAGAACAAAGCAUCCGACGACCAAUAUCUCAAAAAUCUUGAAGCUUGUACUUUACUCGUCGAGCUACAUCUCAAGCGACCUUACCCUUAUCGUGGAAGUGACAUGUCAACAUGGGAGGUCAUUGGCGCAUUACCUUACUUAGAUAGAGAGCUUUCACCGCCUCUAUACCGAUCUUUUUUCAUCCCUUACCUUUGGCAAAACAAUAACAUUUUCGGAUUGUACAAACUGCUUAAAAGAGUACUGAAAUCAGAGUGAAAGUAUUUAGCAUCAUGUAGAUUAGCUUCUGUUCUGAGAUUAAAAACCAGAUUUUGAACAGCAUUACUUGACAGUGAUCUUCACCGAAAUGUAAUGUCUCCAGUUCGAGAUUUCGAUUUUUGGUGGGAUUUUAUGUUGAAUUCUUUUUGUCAAUGUUGUAAUGGAGUAGCUUAAUUCAUUUGAAAUUGUAUUUUCUUGAUAUUUCUUUCCAACAUAAUUUUCUAAGGAUAUGAAUUUUGUAGUUUUCUCAAA